Molecule: messenger RNA, 1150 nt
Organism: Hypanus sabinus (Atlantic stingray)
Lineage: Eukaryota; Metazoa; Chordata; Chondrichthyes; Myliobatiformes; Dasyatidae
Product: fucolectin-like
Exons: 5
Coding region: 157-669 (170 amino acids)
Source: RefSeq, a predicted model, not a curated record
GCACCGAACCGUCCCUGGGCUGACUCGAUAUAAAAUGUGACCAAGGAGAAUUCCUCAGCUCUGGUGGAGAUUUGCGGUAGGUGAGCAACUUUUACUGCUCCCAGAAAUCCAAUCUGAGCAGUACCAUUACCCAGCCCAUCUCUGGAUUCCUAUAGGAUGAAGUCCUGUUUCCUGCUACUGUUCGCCACUCUCUGUGCGAAAAUUCCCUGCACGAAGUCACAAGCAGGAAAUGUAAUCGCUGGAGUUCGGGCGACCCAGUCGACCACGGGCGCGCACUUUGCAGACGCGAGCAACGCCAUCGAUGGAAACAAGGACAGUCGGUUUCGGCACUCUUCCUGCAGCCGCACCAGACGGCAAUCGCGCCCAUGGUGGAGAGUGGAUCUGGAAAAUCAUUACCGCGUUUACGUGGUCAGCAUCACCAGCGCGAAGUCGAGGAGAUGUGGUAGGCUCAACGGAGCCGAGAUCCGGAUCGGGGACACUCUGGAGAACAACGGCAACAGCAACACCCUAUGUGCAAGGAUUAACUCCAUGCCCUCCGGACAGACUGUUAACUUUUACUGCAAACCUGCUGGUGUUCACGGUCGGUACAUAAACAUCUUCCUGCCGCGGUGUCGGAGCUCCCUCACUCUGUGUGAGGUGGAGGCUUUCGGGGUGCACGAACCCCAUUGAUCCAACUCAUAAUAAUGAUCUUGCGCUUCUGGCUUGUGCCACCGACCCAGAUGGAUCCUGCUUUGUGUCCUGGGACAUUCCGGUCGAACCCCGCUUCAAGCAGCAGUCUUCAUGUUUGCCAACCGGGGAUUGUGUAACCCAGCCUAGAGUGAAUGUUAGCGGUUGUUGGUGUGGGACUGGAGAGACCAGAAAAAACACGUGGACAGAAAGCCGGUACGGGCACACUCAACGCCUGAGCAGGGAUGGAUAGAGGGAGCCUUGUCUGCCACUGCACUGCUUGCCCUGCAAUGUUUCCCUGGGAAAGCCGUUGGACUGUCAAACCUCCGGUACGUCCAGGCCAGGGUUGCUGCAAGACCUUCGAGGCCUUUGAUGUCCAGUGUUCGGAUCACUUCAUGCAGCCUGUACCAGUCCUCCCUCAUUCUGAGCAUGUGUAUAAUCCCCUAACUAUGCAACCUCUGUCUAAAUAAAACAGCAAAACUGU